Rubroshorea leprosula is the source of this 1396-nucleotide messenger RNA. Lineage: Eukaryota; Viridiplantae; Streptophyta; Magnoliopsida; Malvales; Dipterocarpaceae. The record is from the annotation of a GenBank genome assembly.
AGCAAAGGCACCAGCUAGCUUCAUCUUCCUCAAGCUCCCUUCAUCUUCCUUAAGCUCCCUUCAUGUCCACCAAAAUCCUCUUGUCUUCUUCGAGUCACGGGUUCGAGAAAGAAUGCCAGGAAAUUCAUGAUUCAAGGGGAAGUUUGAGCCAGCUGCUCCGGGUUUUGGAUGCCCGGAGCCAUCAUGAAUGUUGGAAAAUUAGAGAGAAUUACAAGGAGAUUUAUGGGGAAGACUUGAUUCUUCUUUUGCAGAAGAAGAAAAGUAAUGAGAAUAUAGCCCUGGUAAAGUGGUUGCUUGAUCCACAUGAGAGAGAUGCCACUAUUGCUAGGGAAGCUCUUGAGCAUUGUGAUCCUAAUUACAUUGCCCUGGUGGAGAUUUUCACAGGGCGAAAAUCAAGCCAUUUCAGCCUCAUCAAACAGGUCUAUCAAUCAAAGUACAGAAGGCAGCUUGAUCAGGAUAUCAUCAAUAUUGAGCCUCCCCACCCUUUCCAAAAGAUUCUAGUAGCAUUAGCUGCAUCACACAAGGCACAUCAUACAGAUGUUAGCCAACACAUUGCGAAAUGCGAUGCCAUGAGGCUUUUUGAAACAGGGGAGGGAAGACCAGGCACCAUUGAUGAAGCUGUUGUGCUUGAGAUUUUUACUAAGAGGAGCGUUCCACAGCUGAAGCUGACUUUUUCUUGCUAUAAACAUAUCUAUGGACAUGACUACAUAAAGGCAAUCAAGAAAGAGACUUCAGGGGAAUUUGAAGAUACUUUGAAAAGGGUCAUCAAAUGUAUAUGCAAUCCGCCUGAGCAUUAUGCAAAGAGUUUGUUCUUGAGCAUCAAAGGGAUGACAGCAGAUAAAAGCGUGCUGACGCGGGUGAUGGUGAGCAGGGCAGAGCUGGACAUGGAUGAGAUUCAGAAGGUUUUCAAGAGAAAAUAUGGAAUGGAACUCAGAGAGGCAAUAUGUGAUAGCAUCCCAUCUGGGGAUUACAGAGACUUCCUUGUUGCUUUAGCUUCUAAAACAGCACCUAAUACAAGUAUUGGAAACAAAGAAUAGUUGCUUUCACUAAUAUUCUUGAGCUAUGCUUUCCCUGACGUAAGUUUUACUGAUACUACAUCACCUUGCCCCUGUUUUACCCUUCACUUCUCAUUGGCUUUUGGGGCAAUGCAUAUACGCAACAGCAAUACAUUAAAGUGUCAAUCAAAGACCUUUUUGACUUAUAAGAAACGAUUCAAUGAUUGUACUUGUAUGAGGUCUUUCAGUUGAUUCCAAGGACAGAGUGUGUAUUUAAAUUGUACAAGUUUGAGCACUAACUUCUAUUACCUUUUUAAGGUAGGUGUUGUGCAUGGAUACUUCAUCUUUUUCUGUCUUGUAUGAUGCCAUUAUCUUGGUCUGAUUAAAAGCUAAGUUAUCAA